Messenger RNA from Eimeria mitis, 330 nucleotides. RefSeq lists its product as uncharacterized. Lineage: Eukaryota; Apicomplexa; Conoidasida; Eucoccidiorida; Eimeriidae. The record is from RefSeq and is a predicted model, not a curated record. The coding region runs from base 1 to 330 and encodes 109 amino acids. The transcript has a single exon.
AUGCUAGCAGCAGAAGAUAUAAUAAAAUGCAGCAAAAUAUAUGAAAGAGCAGCAAGAGUAACAGGCCAAGAAUAUCUGUUGCUGCAGUCGCUGCUGCUAGACCUCUCCGCGCUGCUGCAGCUGCAGCAGCAGCAGCUGCAGCAGCUCAAUACACAGAUGCUGGCGUUUGCUCAGGAAGAUUAUAAUAUCUCUAAGCAGCAGCAGCAGCAGCAGCAGCAGCAGCAGCAGCAGCAUGGGAUUAUGCAGCAGCAGCAGCAGCAGCAGCAGCAGCAGCAGCAACACUUAUUGCUGCAGCAGCAGCAGCAGCAGCAACAGCAAAUUAAGUAUUAA